GGUGUCUGUGACGCCCGCUGUCUGGUACGUGGAGAAACAGGAGUGCGCAUGCCCAUUAUCACUUCCCCAAUGCUAAGCUAACCAGUUAGCAUCUAAUACGCGACGCAAGAAGCAACUCAGUCAGUGCUGAUUAGUUUCUAUGGAGUGAAGAUGGCUCCUUUUCCCGACGAGGUGGAUGUUUUCACUGGGCCACACUGGCGAAUGAAACAGUUGGUGGGACUUUACUGUGAGAAGCUGUCACAGACCAACUUCUCCAACAACAAUGACUUCCGCUCAUUUCUUCAGUCGCUGUGUGCUACCUUCAAGGAGUUCAAGAUGCAUGAACAGAUUGAGAAUGAGUACAUCAUCGGCCUGUUGCAGCAGCGCAGCUGCAAUGUGUAUAAUGUACACUCCGACAACAAGCUCUCAGAGAUGUUGUCCCUGUUUGAGAAAGGGCUGAGAAGCGUUAAGAGUGAAAAUGAGCAGCUCAACUAUGCCCAGCAGCUGAAGGAAAGACUUGAGGCAUUCACACAGGACUUCUUACCCCAUAUGAAGGAGGAGGAAGAGGUGUUCCAGCCCAUGCUGAUGCAGUACUUCACUUAUGAGGAGCUGAAAGACAUCAAGAAGCAGGUGAUAGCGCAGCACAGUAGCCAGCAGCGAUGGAACUGUGCAGCAGAGGUGCUGAAGGGGCUCAGUCUGUGGAGCCAGGCAGAGGAGCUGCAUAAGGCCUUCAAGUAUGCUGACCAUGAGAAGACUGAUGAUGAAUUGGAGAAAGAGCUGUGCUCCGCCCACAUCUCCCAGCUGCCCACAGAGGUCCUGCUGUGUCUGUUCCGCUACCUGGGGCCUGAGGACCUGUGUCACUGUGGCCAGGUGUGCUCUGCCUGGUCUGACCUGGCCAAGACCGGCUCUCUGUGGAGACACCUCUACCCUGUACGCUGGGCCAGAGGGGAUUACUAUCGCGGUCCCCCAGAUGAUCUGAACCAGGAGCCGGAUGAGGAGUGGGUGAAAGGUUUGCAGGAUGAGGGCAAGGCCUACCAGGAGUGGGAUGAGGAUGCAGAUGUGGAUGAGUCUGAUGCAUCUUGUGAAGACUCCUUGGCUAUAAGUGCUGCUCAGAGGGAGAAGAAGCUACUGAAUGGAAUGAUCCAGAACCUUCUGCCAGCUGUGGGUUCCUCUGUCAGGUCCAUCGUUCUGGCCUACAGCUCUACGGUCUCCAGUAAGAUGGUGCGUCAGAUCCUCAGUCUCUGUCCUAAUCUCACCCACCUGGACCUCACUCAGACUGAUGUCACAGACUCCGCCUUUGACAGUUGGUCAUCUCUGUGGGCAUGUCUCUCUCUGGAGCACCUAGACCUUUCAGGCUGUGAGAAGAUCACUGACCGUACACUGAAGAAGCUGUCCCUAGGUCUUGGGGACCUGGCAUCUCCCACCUGCUCUGACCGACGAGCCAAGCUUCUGAAGAGCCCUCCUUCUCCCAUCAGUCUGCUCGACAAGCGCAGCCUCCGUCCGACUGGGCACAGCCGGCAGGUCCUGAUCUUCAAGCAGUGGCCAGGGAGACUGGGCAGAGCCCCCUGCAGCCCCACCAGGGUCUGGGUCCUGGACCCCUUGGAGCUGGCUGACAUCGAGGAUGCUGCGGAGUGGAACCGACGCAGGGGAGUGUCUACCCCUGAGGUGCAGGGCUUUGUGGAGACUCAGCCAGGGGGGUUGUCGUGUUGCUGUAGAAGAAGGACGGGGGGCUUCAGGACUGGCUUUAGCACCUCCUACAGGCAGCAGCAGUAUGGGCUUGGGGAGGCCGGCUGUGGCCAUUCCACCUGCUGCACUGGUGAGACUGCCCUGAGGACUUUAGGAGGGCUGCAGUAUGAGUCUCACACCACCAGGGGCAGUGCAGGGGCAGAGUUUCGGACUAAAUGCUCCUCUGGGGGCCAGUUGUGCCUGGAGUGUGACAACAGAACUGAUCAGUCAAACGGUCGGCGCUCACUAAGGUUCCUCAGCCUGUCUGGAUGCUAUCAGGUCACAGACCUGGGCUUGAGGGCACUGUCUCAGCGUGGAGGGCUUCCUCACCUGGAGCAUCUGAACCUGUCUGGAUGUCUCCUCAUCACUGAGGUGGGGCUGCAGGAGCUGGUGUCAGCCUGUCCUGCCCUCAAUGAUGAACACUUCUACUACUGCGACAACAUCAACGGUCCUCACGCUGACACGGCCAGCGGCUGCCAGAACCUGCAGUGUGGCUUCAGGGUGUGCUGCCGCUCUGGAGAGUGACCUUUGACCCAGCUCCACCCCCCCCCCCCCCCAAUGGUUCCUCAUCUGCACUUUAAUCACCUGGGAAUAAACCAAUCUCUGUACUUUGUCACUUAAAAUAGUUUGUAGAUAUACAAAAAUAAACUGACAUUACCAUGUGUUUUUAGGAAGUAAUCCUUUAGAAAAAUAUGGGUGUUGGAUGUAUGAAGUAUCUGCAAAUGUAAAUUCUAGUUCCUUAUUGAGAAAGUGUUCCUUUAACAUUUUAAUUUGAGUUGCAAAAAAGCAGAUGUUAUACGUGACCAUCAAGUACUUGUUGUUUCUGUAGUGAAUUGAACCAGGUAUCCUGUAGUUUUUGACUAGGUCCACCACCUCUGCUCCUACUUCCUUGUUUUAGAUCUCUGAUUGCUGUAAGUCUUAAUUGGUUGAUUUAUUGAAGUUAGAAACAUCAGAUAAUUCAAUGUUGAGAUGUGAGUUCUCUUCACAUGAUACAUGUUGGGAGUGGUGAUUCACACGGUGGCAGAUGGUGUGUCAGUGACUUAAGAAUCUGAGGAAAACUGCACAGUCCUGGAGAACACUGAUCAUGUCACUUCUAGAGAUGACAGGUGGCCAGAUCACUGUUAGAAUUGCCUCAGAUGUGGGCAGGCAUUUCGGGUAUAGAGUUAUGGUGGUAUUUGUCUGCAGGUAAUACCCUUAUUCCAAAUGUUGGAUUUCAACCUCUAAAAUUACAUUAAUAAUGCUUAUCUUUCUCCUUUGUGGCUAGAAACAUUGGAUUGUGAUAAUAUUUUCCCUUUGUCAUUGUGUAAUGAAUGAAUGGUAAGGGCACUGAAAUUCACAUAAGCUCUCCCAGUUACUUCACAAAAUGAUCUAGACAUACAGUUGAAUGACAAUGGAGCAGAUUUGAGAAAUAGCAACUACUCUGAUCCACUGAGUGCUGGUCUUUAUACAUAGCACAACUUCUGGAGACUCAUUAUUUGCUUGUUCAAAGAAUCUGCAUGAGAAGUUCUAUUGAUUAUGAACAAUAAAAGUAUAUUGGAUUUAAA
This is a messenger RNA of Oncorhynchus kisutch (coho salmon), 3248 nucleotides long. RefSeq names its product F-box/LRR-repeat protein 5. Gene Ontology annotation, molecular function: protein binding. The coding region runs from base 151 to 2229 and encodes 692 amino acids. Gene Ontology annotation, biological process: SCF-dependent proteasomal ubiquitin-dependent protein catabolic process; intracellular iron ion homeostasis. Gene Ontology annotation, cellular component: SCF ubiquitin ligase complex. The record is from RefSeq and is a predicted model, not a curated record. Lineage: Eukaryota; Metazoa; Chordata; Actinopteri; Salmoniformes; Salmonidae. The transcript is spliced from 11 exons.